Molecule: messenger RNA, 8003 nt
Organism: Nilaparvata lugens (brown planthopper)
Lineage: Eukaryota; Metazoa; Arthropoda; Insecta; Hemiptera; Delphacidae
Product: TATA box-binding protein-like 1
Exons: 5
Coding region: 333-1274 (313 amino acids)
Biological process (GO): DNA-templated transcription initiation
Molecular function (GO): general transcription initiation factor activity; DNA binding
Source: RefSeq, a predicted model, not a curated record
CACGUUCUAUUCUGUCAAUAGAACAGAAACAGAAUACAAUGCUCAAUAGCUCAAUGCUCAAUGGCGAUUUCGUGAUUUCAUCACGUUGAAUUUUGUUCCAUCAAUUUUGCAGUGCUAAUAUUAGAUUUUGAUUAAUCACUUCAAUCCUAUAGAAUUUUUCAAUACAUUACAAUGUUAUUAAACCAUGGAAAAAUGUGACCUCGGUUUCCGAAAUGCUAUGAUUUAUUUCAAGACUCGUUAAAUUUCAUCUUUUUGUCGUGAGGGUUAACUAUUAUAGGUUGGAAAUUAAUUAAAAUUGGUUUACUCAUUUUGAGUAGUGGAGUGGAGUUGUGAUGGCCGCCGUGGUGCAGAAGAAUGGCAUGAAACCACAUGUGAACGGCGGCCUGGCCCACCCGCACCCACACACAACCCACCACACACACGACCACCGGGUGGGUGUGGGGGUAGGAGUGAGUGACGCUUACCCUCUACGCGGCGGCAGCGGCUGUGACGUCAUCAACAGUGAUGUGUUCAUCAAACAGGAAGUGAAACAAGAGGACGAAGACUGUGACAGAGUGGCGGGCGACGAUGAACCCGAAAUAGAUAUAGUCAUAAACAAUGUGGUGUGUAGCUUUAGUGUUCGAUGUCAUCUCAAUUUGCGUCAGAUUGCGUUGAAUGGCGUCAACGUCGAGUAUCGCCGCGAGAACGGGAUGGUGACGAUGAAGCUGCGUAAGCCGUACACGACGGCGUCGAUCUGGUCGUCGGGCAAGAUCACGUGCACCGGCGCCACGUCCGAGGAGCAAAGUCACGUGGCAGCGCGGCGCUUCGCUCGCCUGCUGCAGCGGCUCGGCUUCAACACGCGCUUCACCAACUACCGCAUCGUCAACGUCCUUGGCACCUGCUCCAUGCCCUUCGCCAUCAAAAUCAACGCCUUCUCCGAAAAGCACAAACCUAUUGCCGAGUACGAGCCGGAACUGCAUCCCGGUGUCACCUACAAACUAAAGAAACCCAAAGCAACGCUCAAAAUAUUCUCAACCGGUAGUAUUACGGUUACAGCGCCGAGCGUGCUGGACGUGCAGCAGGCGAUCGAGCACAUCUACCCGCUGGUGCUCGAGUUCCGCAAAGAGCGCUCCAAGGAGGACGAGCAGUUGGCCGAGAAGCGUCGCGGCGCCGCCAACGCACGCAAGCGCACCUACUCGCAGAUGGCAAGCACCAACAAGGAGACUGACGACGAAGAUGACGACGAUGAUGAUGAUGACAAUGACUGUGUGGCGGCCGGCGACGCUUGGCCUUGAACGAUACCAAACUAUCUACCACCGUUUACCUACCCAAAUGUCCCCAAUAAUUUCUACAGUGGAGCAUCUAGUCGAAAAUUCACCCACAAACAAUGAUUUACAGUCAGUGAAUUGCUAAUCUACUCAUCCCAUAAAAAUAACAUUUGAACUCAUUUCCUCUCCCUCAUUAUUUAAGUGCUUGUUACUUCAAUAGAUAACAUUGAAAAAUUAUUAUUUACAGUUUGAAUAGUUCACAAAUAAGAACUUCAUAAAAGGAUAAUACAUUUAGUUUCCUUAUACUUUUCGAAUGCUAGAGUAUUGAUGCUAGCAUCUUCCAUAUGAAGCAUCUACAUACAUACUCAUCGAAUUCAAUAACUGAACAAAAACUUGUAGAACUUGGAUUUAUUCGAUUUUCCACUAGACGCUAAUUUCUACCAAUAUAAAUGAUUUAUUUGUUUCAACUACUCGUAAGCUUAGUUAUUCCAAGUGAUGGAUUUUCAAUUACCUGAUGCUCCACUGAUUUGAUUAUUACAAGACAGACAUUUUCUAAAAAUCGUAAAUUAUCGAAAUAGUUGUAAAAAACUUUCUUUAAUUUUGUUCUCAGGUUGUUUUGAAUAUUGAAAAUUUGUAUUAGACGGACUAUUAUUCGGGCGAAACCAAUAUAACUUGCAAAUUAUAAUUUGUGAGUCCCUGCUGACGGGCGUAGUUUUGAAAAUGAUUGAUUCUGUUCACUGCUUUACUCAUCCAAAUGGGCAAUAUUGUUUGUUAACAGCACAAUAUCAAUUAUUAUUGAGUAAUUUCAGAACAAAACAAUGACUGUUGUAUGCUGGAUUAUCUCAGUCAGGUAGUGAAAAAUUUUGCAAUCAUUAUUUAUUUCUUAAUCAAAUAUUUAGCUUUAAGGCUGAUCGUCUAUCAAGCUUGUUGUAGUUUCUUUCGAAUGAUUACUGUUCGAUAUUACAAUGGUAUAAUUGUUACUUCUUUGUUCGUACUGUUAUAAGCAUUGUCAUUAUUAAUUUUUGUUACUAUUAAAUUACCUUAUUACAGUUGUAAUCUUAUGUUUACUACUGCUUUCUCUUAUCUUAGCUAUUAUUAGGUAGUCCACUACUACAAUACAACUAUUCACUAUAAUCAAAUGUCAGAACUGUUCAGGACGAUAAAGGUAGAUUUUUUACGGCGAAAAUGUUUGAUAACGUGUAUAAUUUUAUACCAAAGAUUUUUAACAAUUUACAAACAAACUCGGACUGUAUAUUGUUAUUUCUUGGCUUAAUUAUUUUAAUACAGAUACCAAAACUACUGAGUACAUGGGCAGUUGAAUCAAUUAGAAAUGAAGUUGACUCGACCGAUAUUGUGAACUUCAUUUAUUUGUGAUUCGUGUUUCCAUAAACGUUUAGUCUGAUUCUCAACUGCUUUUGUUUUAAGGUUGUUGAUGUCUGCAAGCUAUUUCUCGCUAAAUUACGUUUAAUGUAAUUAUGUUGAUCGCACAUUGAGUUUUGUCUUAACUGAUAUUUUGCGUAUAGUUCACCAAAUUUAAAUAUGCUGUGUACAAUAUUAUUUUUGUACGAUAUAGAUUUUUAUUUAUAAUGUGGGAGAAGCUUUUUUAGUGGAAUGGCUCAAAUUUUUGUGGAUCGAGUUGUGUGUGCAUUGUUAGUGUAAUGACAGUUCGAACGAAUCUAUGUAAUAUUUCUAAAUUCUUUCGGUGGAUAUUAUUUAGGGUUUCAAAAGUCUUGAGUAAUGAUUCUCAAUGCUUUUAGAGAGUGGGCAGGUUUUAUAAACUGCGAAUCUAUCUAGCUUUUUAUAGAAAGUAUAAUCGUUUUUCUAUAUUCGAGUGUAGAGUUGUUGAUCAAUUUUUUUAAAUACUGACACAUCAUUUUCAAAUGACUGGACAGUCAAUUAUUGGAAUUGUUUGCAUUCGUAUGAAUUGUUGGUUUAUUCUAAUGAAAUUUUGAGGACGAUAGUUGAUUUUAUCAUAAUCCUCCAAUAUAUUUUUUAUAGUCCUCCAAUCUAUUUUUAUAGAUAUUCUCAGCAGGAUAGAUAGUUUCAUGGUAUUUUAAAACUUGCUCAUCUACCAACAUCUUCAAAAUGAAAAAAUACCCAAAUAGCAUUGAUCGGUAUCCUAAUGUUGAUCCACUUAGCAAUUUGCAGUGAAGUGCGUGGUAUGCUCGUUUGGUACGAUUGGAUCUGACUUAGACUAAAUUUUAGCAAUAAUAACGAUUCAUUAUGAAUCACGACUGUCUCUCUUAUGGUAUUUGUUAAUUCAUGAUCUGAAUUAUUAUAACGUUACAGAAUAAAAAUUAAUUUUGGAACAAUUGAUUACAUUUUUUUCUACUGCUUGUAAUGUUACUUCAACAGAGAUUGUAUUAAUUUAAUAAAUAAUUAUAUGACUCAUGAUUGUGAUUUUUCGUUUUGAAUUAGACACAUUUAAAUAUAUUGGAAUGCUGAAUUCGUAUUAUAUAUAAUAGUCAUCUUGGUGAAUUGGAACUAUUGAAACUAGAUAUUUUGUAUUGAAAAUAACAGUUUUUUACUGAUUGUUCUCUCAAGAAAAAAGGCUGCUUCAUACCCAUUGACACUAUUUAUCUUUUAUACAUGAAAACUUCUCCUCUAUCCAGUUUAUGGACUGAUGGUACUGUAGAAUAUUACAAUACAUUAUCUUGAACGAAUUUCCAACUAUACUUCGAAAUUUCUCAAUAAAAUCUGUAUAUAAUUAUUAUGAUCAUAAAUUUUGUUUUGGAAAGUUGCAUUGGAACUUGACUCUUGGUUCCAUAAUUAUGAAAUAUUAAUGUUAAAAUGAUUGAAUUUAUGGGAUCAAAGUAAGUGCAUUAAGGGAACAAUAUUUGCUAAAACUAACAAGAAACUCUGUUUUCAUGCUUUCAAUUCCAUCACAAAUUAUGUUCAAUUUUUUAAAAUAUGUUCCUCGUUAGUUUUGGAUAGCACGGUUGAAUUUUAUUUUAGAUGUGACCCUACGAUAAAACUUUCAUAAUUAGAAAUUGAUAAAAUAACUUUCCAACUUUAUCUCUUAUGUUCUUCUGAAAGCACUGUACUUACAAUAAUAUUAUAUGUAAUGAGCAAUAAUUAAUAUUGUAAACUAAAUCCUAUUUUAUGUUUUUCGUAACAAUAAAACUUUCUGCUCAUACCAGAAACAGGGUGAAUAAAUUUGAGAAAAGUGUAUGGUGCUUUAGUUGACAAUAACAAGGCAGUAGUCUAUUCGCGGGACUGGCCAUUUAGACUUUGAAAACUAUCAACUCACAACCAUUUGGAAUGUGGAAUGCUAAAAUGAAUACUUUUUUGAUAAAAAACAAAUAUUUAUCCGAAAUUAUAAAUGCCUUUUGAUGGAAGUAAUUAGUUUUUUUCAGUAUUUAAAUUAGUUUCGUUUAUAUUGUAGUCUUUUGUUGUGAUUCAAAUAUAUUUUAUCAUGUUCUCAAACUUAUGGGAAUAAGUCAUGACCUUGACCUUGAACUUGUAAUACUGUAUUUAUAUGUUAUUUUCUGAGGGGUUAAUGCAUAUUCCUAGGCCUAUAACUACGUCUCUGUGUUGUAUAUAUUUGUGUUGACUUUAUUUCUAUUGCUCUUCAUCUGUAAUAAUAAUAAUUUUCUUUUUUAAUAAGAAACGUAAAAGUUUCUAUUAUUGAUGAAUAUUAGGAGAAAUGAAUGAAUUAAUAUUAAUAAUACAUUUUGGAUAAAACAAAAUAAAUCUGUUCAUAAAUUAUUUAUGAACGAGUGUUUUCGGUAACAAUAUACAUACCUGAAUUUCAUUUAUAAUAUUUAAUUUUAUUAGUUUUCUAAUGUUGUUUCGUAUGAUCAUGUUAAAAAAUGAUCAGGACAAAAAAUGACCUGAUUUGGAUCUGACCAUUCUCGAACUCUAACGUAUAAAAGGAUUGAUAAUAGUAGUUAUGAUUCUCUACUUGCUCCUUCGAUAUUGGAAAAACUUUCAAUAAUUUCAAAUUCACUUGAAGAAAUGAUACUUCAAAAUUAAUAGAUGACAUUCAUGUUUAAACAUCUUCUGCUGUCCUUUCCAUUUCUUUAAACUAUUUACUUUUCUAGAGAAUUUCUUGUACAAGUACAAUUAAAAUGAUUGUGGAAUUUUCUCAAGUUUUUUUUUCAAAUAAGUCCAGUCAAAUUUUGUUCGAAUAGCUUUUCGUUUAUAGCUUUUAGGAAUAGUUCUUUUCCUCCUAUUACUGUAUACAUUUUGUGGAUAAGAAAUUAUAAUUUUUCGCGCUUAAUAUUUAGAGGCAACGUAAGUAGUAUUGUAACAUUAUUUAAGUAUGGAAAGUUUUUUUCGGUUUGAAUUUUAGAAAAAUAAUUAAUUUUGUCGAUUGAGAUAUUCUUCCCAAUCAUUGAUCAUUGAUCCAACAUGAUUGUCAAUUGCAAGUCUUUGAAGGAAAUGUUAAUAUUCUGUUAUAUUUUUUAUUUCAAACCAUACAGUUUGUUUAGGAGAAUUUAAAACUGUUUCAAGCUUUUUUAAGUACCUAGCUGGGCUUGCUCCACACUUAUAUUUUUAUGUUAUGAAAUUAAGUGAAUCGUAGUUUAAUUUUCAAGGGGGUUAAAAAAAUAUUUGUCCUGGCAAAAAGUUGAAUAAUUUUUUUAUUGUUUUACAUGAAAUAUUGUAUUUCUUGAAUUACUGUUUAAAAUUAGAUAGCGGGCGCGAGUGUGUGUGUGUGAGUGUAUGUAAGGCGAUUACACAAAUAUUUUAGCAUUUUUGUCAGAUUCAAUAUCCUACUUAGUUCAAUUAUAUUUCUUAGUUUAAAAUUUACUUUAAAAUUUCUCUACUUCUUAUAGUGAUUAUUAUGUUAAAGAAAUUGUUUUUAAUAUUAUUUUAAUGAGUAUUUUCUAUUCCUAGACCAAUUCUAUUCUUUAUAAUCUGUUCAUUCAUAUUCGAAUUAUAUGGAUAUUGUACCAAGUAAUGCUCGCAGAAGAUAUUUAAGAAGUGUUUUAUCUAGGAUUUCCUCCAUACGGCGAAUGGAUGAAUAGGGAUAAAACGCUCUUUGAUAUAACUGAAUGUGUAUUAUGUUAAGAUAAUUAUUUUGGAAAGUUGUAAAUUUAUAAUACUCAAGACUCAAUUUCACUUACCGGUAUAAAUAAUUAUUAUUUAAUCUUGCUGUUUGACUCGAAUAUUAUUGGGUAUUUUAGUGAUAUCAUCACAGACUUUUUGAGUGAAAUAGUUUUGUUGGCAUUCGAAACUAAUUGCCAAUCACUUCAUUUUUAUGUCAUAGAGGGAUUCUAUUACCAUGUCGAUUUUUUUAUUCAAAUGCUAAAGAACCUUAGUUAAUAAAAUAAUAAUAAUUCUCAGCUCUCAAAAUUUGUGAAUAGUUUCAAUAGUAAUCGAUUAUUAUUUCUCCGAUAUUUUCUCUUGCUAGUAAUCUACUUUCACAGCCUUAUAAUUACUAAGGUCGAUGGUGCUCCAUUUGUCUAAAAAUUAUCAUAUACUUUGAAAGUGGUAUCAUGGUUUUCGUUUAUUUAUGAUCAAACAGCUCAAACGUUUUCUAUAUUUCAAUUUGUGGGAAAAUUUGCCUCUGACAUUUGCAGAGAACCUUCAUAACAUUAUUGAGUCAGUAUGGUAAAUGUUGAAAGUAUUUGUUGAAUGUAUUAUUUAUGUGAAAGAGGAAUAUACAUGUCCUUGUCAAUGAAUUUUUAAGGAAGUUUUAAUAUUUUUAUUUAUUUGGUUCCUAAAGAGUUAUUAUGUAAAAGCCUGAAUAAAACACAAAUUUGGUUAUUUUAAUCUUGCCUUUCUGUUUUCUUUCUUAUUUAAGAACACUUUUAUUAUUGCUUUGUCAAAAUGACAACUCGAUUGUUGAAUUUUCAACUCAAAGUAUCUCUAUAUUCUUGUCUCAAGUUGGUAAAAUUUGUAUCUCAGUAAAAUAAGCUUAUAUUUUGAAGCAUAUGCAAUUUGCACAUAAACAUGACAGAUUUAAAAAUAAUUACAUGUGAUAGUGAAUUAUUGUAUCCCCUUCAAUCAAUAAAAUCUAAUUCCUUCUAACUUAAAUUAACAAUCAGUUUUAUAAGAUUAUGUGCAUGCUGAAUGCCAAUAUAGUUUCAAUUUUAGAGAUACAGUAUUCUUAUCAAACGUUCCACUUAGGCUUACCGUAUAUCAACAUAAUAUUAUUUCCUGUAUACCUUGAAAUUUGACAAUACAUAAUAUAAAGAUACGAGAAAACCCCCCUUCAAUAAUAUAAUGUGUCUUAAAUAUAUUUAUAGAUAAUUUUGUUUUGCAGAAACUUUUACAUUUAAUAAAUAAUUGAAUGUUUUCAUACUGGUUGCAAUGUGUUAUUACAGUACCAAUUGAAAACCUUCUAUUAUAAUUUUAUUUUUGUUUGACAAAUACCGAUAACUUCAGUACUUCACUGUGUAAAUCUUGUUACAAGUCCAUAAGCUCAAAAUAUUAUCGUUAACUUUCUUGUAGAGAUCUUGGAAUAUUAAUUUUGACCCCUUCCCUAAAAAUAGUUUAGAAGAUUUCUGCCAUUAAUAUAGAUACUGAUAAUCGAGUUAAUACAAAACAAAAUUUGUAUAUUCGAUGGUUAAUGUUGUAUGAGACUAAAAUAACCUUAUUAUAAGAAAUUUAUGUAUAGUUGAAAUAGAAAAAAAACAAUGGUUGCACCCUGGAUGUCUAUUAAGUAUGAAGAAGUAACUGUACUAUGAAAAUGUCUCCAUCUAUAAUAAUCAUCAGCUAAUUUUUAUUUGUGUACAUGACGGUUAUAUUUAGAUAUUGUUGCACUUUGUAAAAUCUGUGAUUUUUAUUUUUAGUAAAUUGUGUCUUGAA